This is a messenger RNA of Dimorphilus gyrociliatus, 1354 nucleotides long. NCBI's taxonomy places the organism in Eukaryota, Metazoa, Annelida, Polychaeta, Dinophilidae. The record is from the annotation of a GenBank genome assembly.
AGAAUGUCUAAAACAUUGUAUUGGAUACUGAUACUCUUUACAAGUUGUUGUAAUUUACAUGCUGAUAAUUAUAAACAUGUAAAUAUUGCUUAUAAACAAUUUUCCAAGAUGUCUUCAAUACUAACUACAAGCUUUGAUUAUUUGGCUGUUAAUGGGAGAUUUGAAACUAAUAUGCAUAGUACAAGUUGUAGUCAUACUCAAAUUCAAGAUACACCAUGGUUUCUUAUUCAAUUUGAAAGAUCCUAUAUUAUUAGAACAAUAAGAAUUUUAAAUAGGUCAACAUCACCAGAAAAAUUGAAUAAUUUAAUUGUUGGAACGAAAUUGUCAAGAGAUAUUUCGACAAUUGACGUCAAGCAAUUCAAAACAUUUUUUUUCCCUUAAUACUGCAGUUGGUCACUCUCGUUCAAAGACAAUGAAUUACGCUGACAAACCUCAUUUUGCGAGUACAGUUAUUUUUUAUAGAAAGGUUAAUGACGUAUUAAAUCUAUGUCAAAUUGAAAUAUGGAGUUUGCCAAAUAUUGCUAAAAAUAAACAAGCAACUGGAAGUAGUAAUCAUCCAAGUGCACCAAAUCAUGCAGUUGCGAUCAAUGGCGAAGUUAAUUGGGUAUUUGGGAGAAAUGGUUUAAUAUGUGCUCAUACUGCUACCCAAAAUAACCCAUGGUGGAAGGUUGAUUUAGCGGAAACAAGUCAAAUUUUAGCUGUAACAAUAAUUGGUAGAGGACAGCAUGCUGAUAGACUAAAAAAUCUUCGUAUUGCCGUUUCCAAAGACAACGUUAUCCCAACACCUCAACUUCCUUCAGUAUGUGGCUAUUAUGAUGGAAAAUUACCACCCUAUUUAACAAUGAGAUGUCCAAAAUCAACAAUAGGCCGUUAUUUAUCAGCCAUCAUUGUCGCCAACUCCGGAACCCUUAUCAUGUGUGAAUUAGAUGUUUUUGGCUAUAAUCUCAAUGAAAAUCUAAUAUUAAAUGUAAUUAUUUACAACGAAACAGACUAUUUCUAUAUUGGUAAUGUUCAAUCAAAAGAUUGUAAUGGAAAUAUAAUAUAUACAUCAGAUAUAUCAAAAUAUAAACUAUCCAUUUUUGAAAUUGUCUUAAAAGGAAUAGAUUUAGAGAAUAAUUGCCAAAAGAGAUUUAUUAAUUUCAUGACAACAUUUUAUGAUAAAAAUGGACAAGAAACUAUUAAUGAAUGUCAAUUAUUAGAUUCAAAUGAUGGAUAUUUUACAGAGAGAGAUAUGACUGAUGAAUGCAAAUAUCUUUGCAAUUGUAAUACUUUUGAAUGUAUAUCACUUUCAAUGAUUUAUUUAUCAAAUUUUCAAUCAUACUAUAAAGAACUAUUUAUAUAUUUACACUACUAA